Messenger RNA from Amoebophrya sp. A25, 7862 nucleotides. Lineage: Eukaryota; Dinophyceae; Syndiniales; Amoebophryaceae. The record is from the annotation of a GenBank genome assembly.
GAUGACUUUAUGCUGAAGCAAGCACGCCGGCUGCGAAUGGCAGUCGCGCGGGACCUGAUUUGGUCGCGCAUGCUAUCGGCUAUGCAGCACAAGAAAACAGCCUACAAUCGAGGAAGGGAACUAAGACGUAGGCUCUCCAACCUGGAGGAUGCUUCGUUGCAACUGGGGUUCGUCCUCUCGAACAUCGACUUCAUGACCGCAGAACUGAAGCGCAGACGCAAGGAGGCGCGCAAGGCAGCAGCGGAUAGAGCACGGUUGAGAGCAAAGACUCGCGUCUUGGAGAAAAACCCAUUUGGGAUUUCAUCUUCCAAUGGCGUAAAGGUCAAUAGUCUUCCGCUCUCCCGUGGCCCUGCAAGCACCGCUCUAGGGAUGAGUAGUCCUCGCAGCUACAGUCCUAGAUUUAAUGAGCAUGCAGCUGAUAGACGCCAGUCUGAACUAGUGCAGUUUCAGAAGCAGACGCGCCAAGAUGACGCCUAUAGCGCAUACAAUUUUAACCUGGCGCCCCCCAAUACUUCUUCCAGCACGACGGCGGUUAUUCGCCGUGCCAUAGCAGCUGUAUUGGAGAAAAACUGCAUGAGAAAUGCUAGGUCCUCAAAAGGCAGUGGCUCUGGUAGCCUGAUGGAACUCACCUUGGCGACGCUAGAACCAUUUUCAGAGGAAACGGAAGAUGACGAUAUUGGGUACCGUUUUGACCAAGACCUAGAUGACUCUCAAGGUGAGGGAGGGCAAAUGAAGGAUGAUAGACGCACGGGCGCUGGACGCACUGACAGGACCCUAGGCCCGAGGCACACAGAGGACCGUAGUAGUUCUACUUCAGCAAGCGAAAAUGAAGAAGGAGAUAUUAUAGGAUCCAACAUACGUAUGAAAAAGACGCACGUUUUCAAUGGACGCACGUUCGUCAAUCCUGCUCUAUUAAACAACAUGUUGGCCCCAGAAGGAGAAACGGUGCCUAGGACGAUUGUGUCAAAGAUGAACUUCGCACCGGCUAUUAGUAGUAGUACAACCAGGAGUUCUAGAAGAAAUGUGCGACUUAGUACAAAUACAGCCAGUUCAGGAGUUUCUAGUACUUCGACGACCAUUAGUAUUCCACGAAACAGUACGUUUGCGGCAGCAGAAGCCAUGGCUGAAGAGGAGGAAAACGCUAAAUAUUCGCUGCUCUUAGCGAACACCCAUCGUGGAGUUACGAUCGAGCGCCUAAAGCAGUACGCUGAAAACAGGCUUUACCCUGCCUUGUUCCGCGGAUCCGCUCCGCUCCUAUCGAUUCGCGACGUCGCCGAAAGCGAGAUCCAAGAAAAUCUCGAGAAUUUCCAAAGUGCCCUUUUAGCCGUAUGUGCGUUCUUGCCCCAUGCUGCUCUGGGCUACGACCGCGCGGCUGAGGCGGCGGAGGAAAUAGCUAGAGACUUGCAUGGAAUGCCCUUGACACUGGUCCGCAGUGAGACCGUAAUGAGAAACGCACUAAAACGGAUCGCGAAUAACGCUACUUCACAAGCUCCUGGCACGCCUUUUACGACUCAAACAUCCUCGUCUUCCAAAAAGAAAACCAAGUCGCACAAGAGCAACAUCAACCCACGGGAACAGCGAGAUGAGGUGGCUGACACUUCUACGCGUCGGGUCUCUUUUUUUCCGGCCGCUAAAACAGAAGGUAGUCGUAGUGCAACUGCAGAAAAUAAGAAUACCUCCAUAUUAGAAGAUGCUGCUGAUGGUGCUACUGCUGCUGCUACUACUACUGCCAGCACAUUAGAAGAUAGUAGAACUGCUAGUAAAAGUAACUACAACAUGUUAAAACGCCUCUCAGAAACUAAUGACCAAGGCUCCUUACCUGGAGUUUCUAGUAGGGAGAUGACAACCACGACUGUUGAGGCUAGUACUUCUUCACCUGCAGAACACAUGCACAACAUCGAGGGAGGCGAUCUGGUCAGCACGUUGGAUCGAUUAAAGCGAGAUCUGGACUUAACACUGUCCAAAUUGCAGGAAGCGGUUGCGCAUGAAGUUGUAGCUCCGCACGAAGGUGAGGGUGCGCACGAACGAGCUGUGGGCGAGUCUAUGACCUCCAAUAUUGGUCAACAUCCACAUACUUCUAUUAUAGGACCCCGUCAUACAGUUACAGGGAGCCACACACAAGGACACGAGGACGCUAGUCUAAUUAUAGGAACGGCCACGUAUGGAGCCAGGUAUAAUCACGCCACUACUGUAGCAGAAGGACUAAACGAGCAUACUCAAAGCCUUACUGUUCUUGGAGGUGGAGGACAGCAUACUGAACCUACGCACAACAGCCCUCUAGGAGGACAACACACUGAAACUUUUGCGCACAGCAGCGCUACAACAGCAGGACACCAGGAUAGUACUUCUGAGACGAACAUGACACAGCAUGUCGAAGACGUCACACACCAGCAGGCAGCCAGCACCGAACCUCAUAAUAUCAUAGAAGAGCAUCACCGAGACCCCACUUCUACUUCCCGCACCAGUACUCCAACUCCUGUCGGCGAGCCAGCGCUGUCAUCUAUGUCAUCUAACAGCACUACAUAUCAGAUGACAACUGAGCAUACUGCUCAACAAGAAGUGGAGCAGUCAGCGGUGUCAUCUAUCAUUGAUCCAACAUCUCCAGAAGAAGCUGCUCGUGAAACUGUACACGUGCCGAACCACAAUAGUCCGAAAAUAGGCGGCAUUCAUAGUAUGAAAACCAAUCAUGAAGACCCUGCUGAACUAGAAUCUGGUGGAGGCGCUAUUGUUCGAGUAGAGCAAGACCCUCUAGUACAACCCGUUGUAGUAAGAGAUGACAUUACUACAACUAGUGGCUCUAUGGCUGCGGGAGAGGCUCUACCUUUAGACAACAUUACAACUUGUAGUUCUCUGGCAGUCGGAGUCGCUAGCGGUGAUGUCGUCCAACGUACUACAACUACUGCUCAGGAAGUAGAAUCUGACUCUUCAUCACAGCCAGAAGAUCGGCAAAGGCCUACAUCAGAUGGGCCAAAGCUGCGUGGGGGUGGGCGUACGAGCUCCCGCAGCAACAGUACGCUUUUGAUCACCAGUAAUGUGAAUAUCAGGCGACGUCCCUCGGAUGUGGACCCGUACUCGUCACAUAGUCCACGAGGAGUUCGGACAUCAAACAUGAACUCGACUAGUAUGAGUCUUCUUCCCGGCGCUCAACAAGGACUCCUAGGUGGAUCACUAGGGGGAGAAGUUGCGCCAUCUUCAGGGGGAGCAGCACCUACGUCGAGCGUAGGAGCUUUUUCCCAGAGCAUGAGGCCAGAGUAUGAGGUAACGCUGUCGCAGGCCUCCAAAAGAAGGACAGGGAUGUCCAAACCCGAAACCUUUUGGCACAAUGUUCAUUCCCACGAGUCCACACUGGCAGCUCCUGUGGACGAAAAUGACGAAAAGAAUGAAGAAAGUGAAGCUUCUCUAGUGAACACGCUAUUUCGCAAACGGCCCUUCGUAGAACGUAUUGCGCUUUCAAGACGCUCAGGCUCCUCAGGUGGCGUCGCUGUUAAGGCUUACCGUAGAAGUUCAUCGUGAUGUGAAUUAAUAGACUAGUCUCUCUCAAACGACCAUACAUACAUUUAAGUAAAAACUAGGAUUAGUAGAGUAAGUAGUCUCUCUCAAACCAUACAGACAUUUAAGUAAAAACUACCUGCCUCGACUUCGUGUAAGUAAGUGCCCGGGGUUAGUAAGUAGUUAGUUUGAUUAUAUCUUGUUCAAGUACAGGGUCAGAAGUACUGUUGUCAUACCAUCGAGCCUAUUAUAUCUUGUUUUAGGUAAAAACUGAAUAUAGAGGUUUUUAGAUAAACUGCUUUAUUUCAAGAAGAUGAAGAAUCAAUCUACUAGGUAGGUAACGUCUAACUCCGAGGAGCAGUCUCCACCUUUGUCAGCUCGAUUGCAGUAUCGACACGACCCGUUCUCCUACGUGCGAGAGAAUCAGACUGACCACCUCCAUUUCGCUCCGGACGUGAGAACUGGUGCGGACGACGACGUGCGUGGCGCCAAUCAGGGGAAUCCGAAUGGCCCUCCCGCAAUCCGCACACUGACCUUCACACCCGCGGAACAGCAGUACAUCACGAAUACAGCGAAUAAGGUAGUCAAGAAAUUAGGGGACGCCUAUGGUCCGGAUCUCGGUAUGACCGAACUUCUACUAGGCAGUGCGACCAGAGCAGUUAGUUCCAAAAAAAGUGGACGAGAGUUAAGGCUAGUACCGCUGAAGCAUCCUCAACGCCAUCCUUGGCUUCUUUUUCAAGGUCUAGAGGAAAAAGAAGGCUCCAAGGAUAUGGCUCUCGUCAAGGAAGAUGCCACGCGGUAGCGCUAAGAGAGACGCCGAAAACCGGCGUUGGAUCCCCUGGCUUCACGCCGCGGACCUUGGUUACCCCACGUACGCCUUUGGUGACUUCCCCACGGGGCAAAAUGUGCUGUACGCCACGCUCCCACGAGAGGCCUCAUGAUAACCUGCCUUUGCAAGCACUGCAACUGCCUCUGGACCAAAUUUUAAAUGCCACGUCAGCAGAAAUUGCAAAACAGAGUAGCCGAUAUUCAAAAACUGUGCUACGAGCUCAUGCUGCAAACACAAAGACAAAACAAAUGGCUUCAAAUACGGGAAUGAAGACAAAACAAAUGACUUCUAGUGGUAGUGCUGCCAGAACCACGACAACAGGAGGCAACAAGAAGAUUAUAUCCCCAGCUUCUUCACCAGUUGCCUCUAGUGAUACUACGUGGAGCACACUGAGAAAGAAAAUUAAGGCUUACUUCUUCUAAAUUCAUCUUGGGAGGCAUCUUUGGCGUGCUUUCAAGGGAAAAAAUAGGUCAAGCAAAGAUGUCACUUUCUAGAUGGGAAUAUACUAGGUCAAAGACGCUUCCCAAGAUGAAUAUCGAUAUAAGGUCUAAGAAAAAUAGUAUAGUACAGCAACACCUGGACCUACUCCACGAAGACCUUCGUGGCACGCGAGCCCUGUCGCAGCGUGCAGGUGGAGCGCAUGCCUUCAUUCGCUUACCACAGGACUUUGGGGACCCCAGGCAGAAGCUCGUGGUUGCUAACAAGGGAGACGUGGAUGAUGAGGUGGAGGAACUACAGCUGCUCGGCGGGAGAGAGGAAGUGUGUGGCGCGAUAUCUUCUGGCGCUGCGGAUAGAAGAAGUUCGGAUAUCCGAUCCUCCAUGGUGUCUGCUGCGAGUCGGCGGAGCGACGUUGCCGCAAAGAACAACAGGGAAGCAAGUGCCCGCACUUUGAAAGCACUGCGGAGUGGGAGAGUGCACUUGCGCCCGCUUGUGGCGGAGAUUGCCAGGAUCACGCAAGAGCCGGCGAGUCGGAGUGGCUCUUCCUCCAGCCGCAAUUUCAAGGCAGUGAUGCUGGAAAUGCAGGUUGAAGAGUUGGUUCUUGCCUGGACACGGGAUUACAACGAGAAACAGAGGACUUUGCUCGAGGAAAACAUUGAGGGACGACGAACGACAACUACCAUGGGAGAUUAUCCUGCUUCUGCUAGAAGAACUGCUUCUAGUAGUUGUGAUAAAAAUACUAGUACAACAGCUUCUACAGAUGAAUCAGCGCCAUCGUUGACCGGAGAGCUGGAUGCAGGUGUGAUACUUUUUUAUUGUCGGCAACUGUUCACGUCGUUGCAACGGGAGGACACGCGAGAACUCCGCAGGGCACGGGAGGAUGAGGCGCGGCUGGAGCGCGCGAGUCGGAUGCACGACCGCCGACUUCGCUGGAACAGGGCAAAAGCGUUAGAUUAAGGCUCAAAGUGACUCACUUCCACAUUCACAUUGCAAAUAGUUCUUUCAUAUUAUGAUACUAGUAGUUACAACGAGAUUUUAAAUUGCUGUUCCUCUUUUUACUCUCCUUCCUAGGUUUCUCAGAAAGUAGUGAACUGCCCAAAGAAAUGAAUCAACAUUAGGUUGAGCUCUAAUUAGAACGAAAAUUGAUUGCCGAAUCAGCAGAACUGGACGCUCAGGAAGAGGCUAAAAAGUACUUAGAAACACACACAGGAGUAAGAGCUACAACUGGUGCUUCUUCUACUUCACACACAGGAGUAAGAGCUACUGGUACUUCGUCUGUAGCAAGAUAUGUGCCAAGAACUGCGAGGCAAAGCACAGCUAGAAAGUGCCAUUCUCCUUCUGUAAGAGCACGCGGCCCAAAUACAACAGCAGGCCCACGAGCUAGUGCAGCUACGCCAGAUUUUUAUACCACAAAAAUGAGAGAACGCGAACGGGAACGGGAACGCCAAGCACGCCAAGCAGGUUCAUCAUCUAGUACUGAAGAAGCAGAAGGUGAUACUAGUGAGCGCGAUCCUUACGCGGGACGCGUAGAUCAAAGAGACCUCCUGUAUAGAGGAUCCAUGGCACGUUUUGAAGGCAGUGGGAUACACCUCCAGCUAGAAGGGGAGGAUGAGGACCACGACCACACAGACGAGACAGAGGACACAGAGGAAGAAGAAGAGCUGCAAGAUGAAGUAGCUUCUGAAGUAGAGGAACAAGGUGAAGAAGCUUCUGAAGUAGACGAGGAAGAUGAAGCUCUACAUGAUCAGGAAGUAUCAACUACAGUGAACAAGAGGAUCACAACGCCUUUCGACAGCGAUGAGCAUGACGAUCCGAGGCCACCCCCCAUUGCGGAACAUUUUCAGGAGGAUGCCUUUCAGGAGGAUGAUUUUUCAGUGCAAGACGAUGUUAAGGCUUUCCCUAGUCCAUCUUUUUGAAAGACAACAUCCUGGAGAGUCCGCUUUUCAAGGGGAAAAGUCGCCUAGGAUGCGCCUCGAGAUGGAUUAGGGUGGGCUGCUCUAACGAUGGGAGGGACGUGCAUCUAGCCACGGUUUUGGAAGGUACAGAGGUCGAAACGUCAGAUCCGGAAGCCAAGCAGCCAUCUCCACUUCAAGAGACACAACGCCCACAAGAAGGGCAGGAAAAAGGUCCUGCGGCACAAGAAGAAGAAGAAGAAGAGGCAAUAGAAACUACGGUACUCGAAGACGGGAAGCCGCUUCUGCAAAGAGAGGGACUACAGAGAGAGGGAAUGGAAAGUACUAAGCCACAGGACAUUCCAGAAGCCGUUGGCGACUCUCCUGCUGCAAAGAGUGAAGAGGGGAAUGCCUCUGCUAGUCUGUCAGAGGUGGAGGCCGUGGCGCCGCCUUCUACCCUACCUCUAGUGGGUGACGAACAACAGGAAGACGCAGAUGAAGAUGCGACAAAUCGUCUCUCUGAUAAUCAAGAUUUAGGUAAUGCGAAAAAGAUGACAUCCUCUGACGACGAGAUCGUCAGUGCAGACGAACAUGAUGACGAAAUCGUCAGUGCAGACGAACAUGAAGAUCAUGCUAGUUUGAUGUCAGCGCAUGAGGGUGAAAACAGUGACGAUUUUCACAGCGACCCACUGAAUUCAACCUUCGGUAGCGUCCAGGCGGACUAGCGUGAUCAAACCUCAGCUAACUACUGUAGACUGCAGAAGUAAUCACAAGAAUGUUUUAAAUUUGUUUUCUUGAAGAUAUCGCCGUCUUGUUAGACGGUAACUCGAUUACCCUGGACCUGCUCUCACUCUACAUAGCUGCUGCUGGUAUCUUCGGUUAGUAUGUAUAGAGAUAAAUCAAUGAUUCCUUGCACUACGUAGAUGAAUGCUUUGCGUCUUUUUCAGUGUACCAGUAUGAUCAUAUAAGCAUAUUGCCUAGAUCAGAUGUAGGACUGGUAGCACGUAUUUCUUUCUUCGUGAUUCGAUUAUAACAACAAGUGAAUCCCUCUUCUGUUAUCUUUUUCGACUAUCAGAUGAACAAGCAAGCAAUUAUCAAGCAAAUACACAAUCAAGCAAGCAAGCAAUCAAAUACUUAUAUAUACAAACAAGCAAACACGCAAUCAAUAAACAACCACGCAAUCAAGGCAAGCAAUCAAUGAAUUCUAAGACAAC